UCCAUCUGCGACACCAGUGCCCGCUGCCUACUGCCGCCAGUGCCGGCUUCGGAUACCCUAGAGACGUCGGGCGUUCGCGGAUGGUGGCAGCGGAGAGAUCAUGACAGGGAAGAAAUCUUCCCGGGAGAAGCGGCGCAAACGUAGCGGCCAGGAGGCGGCCGCGGCGCUCGCGGCCCCGGACCUCGUCCCCGCCCUCGCCAGCGGCGGCAGCGGGAACACCAGCGGCUGCGGGAGCACCAGCGGCGGGGCGGGAGCAGCGCGGAGCGCAGCGAGCGCCGGAAGCGGAGGAGCACCGACUCGUCCUCCAGCGUCUCGGGCUCCGUGCAGCAGGAAACCAAAUACCUUUUGCCCACGUUGGAGAAAGAAUUAUUUUUGGCAGAGCACAGUGACCUUGAAGAAGGUGGACUAGACCUGACUGUGUCAUUAAAACCAGUUAGUUUCUAUAUAUCAGACAAGAAGGAAAUGCUUCAGCAGUGCUUCUGCAUUAUAGGAGAGAAGAAGUUACAGAAGAUGCUUCCUGAUGUGUUAAAGAACUGUUCAUUAGAAGAAAUUAAAAAACUAUGCCAGGAACAGUUAGAACUUCUGUCUGAAAAGAAAAUCUUAAAGAUUCUUGAAGGUGACAAUGGUAUGGACUCUGAUAUGGAAGAGGAGGCAGAUGAUGGCUCUAAGAUGGGAUCAGAUUUAGUCAGUCAGCAAGACAUCUCUGUAGAUUCUACUUCAUCCCUGAGAGAGAAUAAGCAACCUGAAGGUUUGGAAUUAAAACAAGGCAAAGGGGAAGAUAGUGAUGUACUCAGUAUAAACGCAGAUGCUUAUGACAGCGACAUAGAAGGUCCGUGCAAUGAAGAAGCAGCUGCUCCUGAGACCACAGAAAAUACAGUCCAGAGUGAAGCUGGUCAGAUAGACGACCUGGAGAAAGAUAUUGAGAAAAGCGUGAAUGAGAUUCUGGGACUGGCAGAGUCUAGUCCAAAGGAACCCAAAGCAGCCACCUUGACUGUUCCUCCACCAGAAGAUGUUCAGCCAUCCGCACAGCAGCUGGAGCUGCUAGAACUUGAGAUGAGGGCGAGAGCAAUUAAGGCCCUAAUGAAAGCUGGUGACAUAAAAAAGCCAGCCUAGUUGUUUGACUUCAGUGUGAAUUGUAGGUGUGUUUGAAGAAAGCUGCGUCGUAUAAUUUUGUAUUUGAAGUUUAUUUUGGGUCCUAUGUGAUAUUUCUCAUGUAACCAUUAUUAGGUAAACCCAUCUUAGGUCAAAAAUACCUAUUGUUUUCUUUCUUUUUAAAAAAUUACAUUUAGUUAUAGAUAUGUGUUACUGUCUUAUGAAUUCAUGGCAAAUGUAGUUGGAUAGCCUGGGUACUUAGUUAACGAAAAUAAAGCUAUGUCCGCAAAUUAAUAUCUUAAAAGCCAUUAACAGUCAUGCUAUAUUUUCUUUAUUUUUAAAUAUUUUGACCUCAAACCUAAAUGCUUAACAAAAAUUGACCAAGCAUGUUUUCCAAAAGCCACUUAUAUUUUGCAAUAAAAUGCUAAAUUAUGGCUCCUACUAGAUUUGUUACCAACUUUAAAAAUUUAGUUUUGCUCAUAUUCACUUUUACAAUAUGUACUAUUUUGAAGAUGCCUUCGGUGGGUUUAGGUUUCCUAGUUAAAACAGAAUAAAUUUUCAUUACAAGGCUUAGCUGUCUGAAAUGAAAGAAAAAAUGACUUAAUUUAAGGACUUUUGUAGAGACAAAUCAUUCUAGCAGCUAUUUGAUACUAUUGAAUAUUUUGUUUAAAUUUGUUUUUCUUCUAUAAAAAAAGCAAAUUUCAUUUACAUUCCAAGCUAUCAGGAAGAGGAAAAUAUUUUAUCAUACAAGAUUUCAGCUGGUGUUGUUGCUUAAAUAUCUGAUGUAUUAUAAUUCCAUGAAUCAAAAAUAAUAAAAGACUAUCAUUCUGAA
Molecule: messenger RNA, 1924 nt
Organism: Tupaia belangeri chinensis (Chinese tree shrew)
Lineage: Eukaryota; Metazoa; Chordata; Mammalia; Scandentia; Tupaiidae
Gene: CAAP1
Product: caspase activity and apoptosis inhibitor 1
Biological process (GO): regulation of apoptotic process
Source: RefSeq, a predicted model, not a curated record